This is a messenger RNA of Notothenia coriiceps (black rockcod), 1694 nucleotides long. RefSeq names its product fibulin-7. The transcript is spliced from 8 exons. NCBI's taxonomy places the organism in Eukaryota, Metazoa, Chordata, Actinopteri, Perciformes, Nototheniidae. The coding region runs from base 1 to 1344 and encodes 447 amino acids. The record is from RefSeq and is a predicted model, not a curated record. Gene Ontology annotation, molecular function: calcium ion binding.
AUGAUUGCUCCGAUUGUCAUCACCUUGCUGUGUUUCUGCUCGCUACACCCUACUUUUGGACAGGACUGCCCUGGUAGACAGGAAUUGCAUGGCUCUCUGAAGCAAGUCCAGAAACUUCUCUCAGCCCAUGAAGCCACAUACAUGCAGAGCCUUCGCAACCUGAAAAAGAAAAUAAACCUGUUGCAGAGCAGUGCUGGAAAGCAGAGUACAAGAGCCACCAACAGUACCUGCCCCAAACUUGACGUGCCAAUCAAUGGGAGGAAGCUUGGCAAGUCCCACAGCGUAGGUCAUGAGGUUCACGUUCUGUGUGACCCUGGCUAUGAACUUGUGGGAUCUGAGAGCCGGUUUUGUCAGGAGAGCCUGAGCUGGAGCGGCCACCAGGCUACCUGCCGGGACAUCAAUGAGUGUGCGUCGUCUCCGUGCCUGAACGCUGGGACUUGUGUGGAUGAGGUGAACCAGUUCUCUUGUAUCUGUGCCAAAGGCUGGACCGGAGCUACUUGUCAGAGCCCUCUGCCAACAUUCUUUGUCACCAUGACAAACACCUCUGCCGCCACCUCCCCAUCCACCGCUGCUGCUGUUACCCUGCCUGCUGCCACCACUGGGCCCUUUGUUCGUCCAUCACGUUGCAGCAUAAUACAGGGGACCACCCACUGCACCUGUGAGGCAGGAUACACCAUCUCUGGCAGGGACAGCAACACCUGCACUGAUAUAGAUGAAUGUGAGCUGUUCCAUAAUGGUCAGGCUGGCAAACUGUGUUUACACUCUUGUGUUAACACUGCUGGAGGCUACCGCUGUACCUGCCCUGUCGGAUACAAUGGGACCCGCGAUGGACGCAGCUGUAAAGACAUUGAUGAGUGUGCCACCAGACAAAACAACUGCACAAAGGAUCAGAUGUGCAUUAACACGUAUGGUGGCUUCCAGUGUGUACGUGUGGACUGCCCAAAAAUCCCUCAUGCAACAUAUGUCAAGACGUCCCCUAUGCGUUGUGAACGUAACCCCUGUGCUCUGGACAACAAGGCAUGUUCUCAGACACCAAACUCCUUCUCCUACCAUUACCUGGCUGUUGUGUCCAACCUGUCGGCUCCUCGCGUCAUGUUCAGGGUCUCAGCAUUACGUCCAAUUGGUGACACGCUUCGCUUCUCCCUGCUGGGGGGAAGGCUAACCCGGCGGCACUUCACAGUCCAGCGAUCAGACCGAUUGACGGGUCAGCUGAUGCUGGUGAGCCCCGUGCAGGGCCCUGCCACGCUGGAGGCGGACGUUGAGAUGAGCGAGCUGGAGAGACGAGUCCAGCUGGGGAGGUACAUCACCAAAGUCACAAUGUUUGUUUCCCAGUAUGAGUUUUAAAAAGAUAGGGAAGAACCUGUAAUCACGCUAAGAGCACAAAGGCCAAACAAAAGCAUUGUUUGGAUUGGGCCAAGGACUCUUUAUUGGAUGGUGAAUAUCUAGUGUGCUGUUGCUGAUCUGAAACAUAUUUAUUGCACAAAUAAAGACAUGAGAGUAUGAUUUGUAAAAGGUUAAUUACAUGAUGUACUGUAGCAAACAGUUAAAAAUCAUUAGACUCAGUCCAACCUGAAGGAAAGUGCUAUAUUUGCCAAAGAAAGUUCUGCUAUGUUGAAAUUAAUGUUAAGUAUGCUGGAUAUGUAUUGAUGACGUGUGAAGAUUUUGUAAUUGUAUUUACGAUCAUAUUCUAUUUA